Molecule: messenger RNA, 1005 nt
Organism: Lates calcarifer (barramundi perch)
Lineage: Eukaryota; Metazoa; Chordata; Actinopteri; Centropomidae
Product: odorant receptor 131-2-like
Exons: 2
Coding region: 1-969 (322 amino acids)
Biological process (GO): G protein-coupled receptor signaling pathway
Cellular component (GO): membrane
Molecular function (GO): G protein-coupled receptor activity
Source: RefSeq, a predicted model, not a curated record
AUGAAUUCCUCCUCUCUUAAUGUGUCGAGUGCUCUGAGCUAUCGAGACUCUUGGAACACAGCUGUAGCCAAAAAUGUGAUUGUUGUGGCUCUUGGCCUCACCAUCAACUAUAUCAAUGGUACACUGAUCCACACCUUCAGAAAACACCAGAUAUUUUAUGUGAAUCCUCGUUACAUCCUCUUCAUCCACCUGGUGUUGAACGAUAUGAUCCAGCUCACUACAACAAUGAGCCUGUUUGUCUUUUCGUACGUCUUCUACAAAAUUAACGUUUCUCUCUGUUGCCUCAUCGUUACCUUUGCAGUCUUCACCACCCUGAACACUCCCUUAAAUUUAGCUGUCAUGGCAGUCGAGUGCUACAUCGCCAUUUGUUUACCUCUGCGACACGCUGAGCUCUGCACCAUCAAACGAACAUAUAUUCUGAUUGCUUGGAUUUGGACCAUGAGCGCAGUUUCCACCCUGCCAGACAUGUUUAUUCUUGUGGUAACGCAGCCUGUGCAGUUAUUUUAUUCAGCUAUUUUCUGUGAGAGGGAUAACCUGUUUAAACACCCUGCAAGUUUAAAAAAGAGGGAUGUUUCCUACAUCAUUUUCCUGGUUGGUGUUUGGCUCACUCUCGUCUACACUUACUUCAAGAUCUUCUUUGCUGCUAAAGCAGCUAAAGAUGCUAAAAAUGCAAAUGCAGAGAAGGCCAGAAAUACAAUCCUGCUGCAUGCCUUUCAGUUACUGCUGUGUAUGCUAACCUUUGUAGCCCAUUUAUUAAGAAAGGCUCUGCUGUACUGGUUCCCUAAACAUUACGUUCAUGUGGCUUUUUUUUCUUAUAUCAUGGUCCAGAUCCUCCCCAGGUUAAUCAGUCCUAUGGUGUACGGGCUACGAGACAAGACGUUUAGACAGCAUUUGAAAAAGCAUCUGCUGUGUACAGUGAGAGCGAGCUUCAAACCAUGGACUACAGCCAAGUUCAUGUUGCUCUGGUAGAUUACCAACUACACAGAUACAUUUCAAACCAAGCAU